Bursaphelenchus okinawaensis is the source of this 1428-nucleotide messenger RNA. NCBI's taxonomy places the organism in Eukaryota, Metazoa, Nematoda, Chromadorea, Rhabditida, Aphelenchoididae. The record is from the annotation of a GenBank genome assembly.
AUGAGCAAAACUUAUGGACAGAAACCGAAAAGUUUCCCAUUGGAGGAUGGUGUGCGUUAUUAUAUUGGAGCUGAAGUUGGACAAUACUUAAAAUAUGCCCGUGGACACCUCUACAAACGUUAUCCCCAACUUUACAAGCGAAUCGCGACUUCAGAUGAAAAGAAAACGAUCCAAACAUUGGGCUUGUCCAAUGCCUACAUGCAUUCUACAAUAAUGUUGCUGAAGGAGAGUGAAGUCGACGAUAUUUUUGAAGGACAAGAAGAGAAAUACCGAGCUUCUACUACUGGCGGUGAGAAUUUGCUUUAUUUUUUCUGUUUUAGGUGUUAAAACGGGCAAAAUAUGUUGACGUAGAUAUCAAAUUUUGAUUUUUCAGGUCAGCCAAAGAGUGAGAGCCGUUCCACAGCUAAAACUCAGCCAAAUUGGGCUUCAAGUCAAGUGAUUAGUGGCUCGCAUCAUCUAGAAUCAGUACCAUGCUCUACGCCUAGUGGACACAAGAAAGGGCGAAUGACUAAUAGACAGUUUUGUUGUCCUCCAGAUGAUGAUGAUGCUUAUCGGAGAGCGCUGGAUAAUGCUGACCAACCUGUAGAACUUGUGCCUAUACGUUUGGACAUGGAAUUGGACAACAUCAAGCUACGUGAUACAUUUGUCUUUAACAAAGUAAGAGGUUUUUUCUUAUUUUAUCUAUGGUUUAGGUAGUGGUUGAGCAAAAACUUCCAUUUAUGUUCUUUUUGAGAAAAUCACUUCAAAUUUUCGAUAUUUUAAGACUUUUAAAACUCUAAAUCAUCUAUUUUUCAGCACGAAAAGCUAAUUACGCCAGAGAUGGUGGCAGAAGCCAUCUGUGAAGAUCUCGAACUACCAGUUCAUACCUUUUUGCCAGCUAUUGCUCAGUCAAUCGUACAACAAGUGGAAUCUCACACGGAAAUGCCGACCGAAUCAACAGGGACAGAUCAACGAGUUGUGAUCAAACUCAACAUUCAUGUUGGUAACCAAUCUUUGGUGGACCAGUUUGAAUGGGACAUCUCUGAUAAAUCUAACUGCCCUGAGGAGUUCGCUGUCAAAUUGUGCUCGGAUUUGGGCUUGGGAGGAGAAUUUGUCAGUGCUGUUGCUUAUUCUAUUCGAGGUAAGUCGAAAAUUUUAAUUUUAGUUUUUAAAAAGUGAAAAACAGGACUGUUUCACUAAAAAUCAGUUGAAAAAGAUAAUUUUCCCCUCAUUUCAGGCCAAAUCGCAUGGAACUUGAAGACAUACGCCUUCAGUGAAUCCCCACUGCCAGUAGUGACAUGCCCAUACCGGUCAGCUUCAGACGCCGAACAUUGGGGACCAUUCCUCGAGACUCUAACCGACGCAGAAAUCGAAAAGAAGAUGCGCGAUCAAGACCGUAACACAAGAAGAAUGCGACGUUUGGUCAACUCUAACCCGUACGGAAUGUGA